Alnus glutinosa is the source of this 3331-nucleotide messenger RNA. RefSeq lists its product as uncharacterized. Gene Ontology annotation, biological process: telomere maintenance via telomerase; protein stabilization. The transcript has 13 exons. The record is from RefSeq and is a predicted model, not a curated record. Lineage: Eukaryota; Viridiplantae; Streptophyta; Magnoliopsida; Fagales; Betulaceae. Bases 10 to 3201 code for a protein of 1063 amino acids. Gene Ontology annotation, cellular component: cytosol. Gene Ontology annotation, molecular function: telomeric repeat DNA binding; Hsp90 protein binding.
GUUUGUUGUAUGACACCAUUUUCGAGUCUGAAAACGACAACGUCGUCGUUCACCGACUCGCCCGGAGUCUUCUCAGCGCCAAUCACCGAAACAUUACACUUCAGCAAGCGGGCACUGCGCAGCGAAAGAGAAACCGAAUCGGUCAUGGAGGACGCUUCGAAGAGAAAGAGAGAACUCGAAGCCGCAGUGCUCGACAAGGUCGGGGAGGUAAUCUCAGCCAUAAAGAACGCCAAGCGUGUCGACCAAGUCAUUUGCGCGCUUCACUCCCUCGCCGUCCUUCUCUUCCCUCUCGACUAUCCCUCUCUUCUCGCAGGUAGUAUUGAUCAGCGGCAUAGAGACCAGGUCCUUAGUGCCACUGUCCCUUCAGAAGAAGAGAGGAAGGAGAGGUGGCAGGCGUUCUACCAAGGUGCGGCCUAUCCAACAUUAGCUCGGGUUCUGUUACAUGAUCUUGCUUCCAAUUGGCUAGCUUGUUUCCCCCUUUCGGCACGUAUACAUGUCUAUGAUGUUUUCUUUGUUAAUGGGCUUGCCACUGAGGUUGUUCAGACUUUGGUUCCUUGUCUACAACAGAAUGCAAGUGAUGGCCAUGAUGUUAACUAUGUCCACUCGAACACUGAAAGAUUACUUGUACUCUGCUUUCUGGAAAAUGAUGGGGUGCUCCAAAUAGCUAGAGAAUUUUGCCACUCAGAAGAUUCUAUAAGUGAACGGGUUAAGCCAGCAGUAUCCAGGAUGGCACAGUUAGUUGCAUCUAUUCCUGAUAAAGCACGAUUGAGAGCCCCAAUUUCACUUUCAUCACAUUUGUUCUUCAAGCAGAUUGCCAUUCAACUUCUUUUGCUAGCAGAAGAAAGGGAUGAGAAUAUAUUAGAUAGAGAAACUUUCUUCAAUAAAAGUGAAAUGGGUGAUGUCUUGCUAUUUGUUGGGGAAACAUUUUCUCGCAUUUGUCGACGUGGAUCUGCAGAUGUGCUUUUAAGUGAAAUAACCCCACGGGUUCUCAGGCAUGUUCGGAGCUUCUUAUCAUCAAAUAUUGAUUCAGUUGUCGCCGAUGUAUUCGAGCCAGAUACUGGUUCCCAGUUUUGGUUGAAGAUGAUUGAAGCAAUCAAAGAUCCCUAUGCUGUGGAAAGAAUGUCUGAGCUACUUCUGCAUCGUUUAGCAGCUGAACAUGCAAGUGAUGUUGAAGCUUACUGGAUUCUUUGGCUAUUGUUUCAUCGAACUUUUAGACAUCAGACAUCAGUGAGGUCCAUGUUUGUUGACAAAUUUUUACUAUGGAAAACAUUUCCUAUCUGUUGCCUGCGAUGGGUCCUUCAAUUUGCUGUUCUUGAAUGCCCACCUGAUGCUAAUUCGCUCACAAAAGGUCCUAAUAGCCGUGGUCUUUUAGACACUCUGCAGCAUCUGCUAGCAGUCUGGUCUAAAAGCGAUUUUGUGCAAUCAGCCUCAAUGGAGCAGCAAACUUAUGUAUCUGCAGCUGUUGGCCUUUCCCUGGAGAAGAUGUCUAAAGAGGAACUGGAUGAAACUAGAGAUGUGAUGCCCUUGAUUCUUCAAGGAGUUAGCUGUAGGUUGGAGAGCCCUCAUCAUUUAGUUCGGAAAAUGGCUAGCAGUGUUGCUUUUGUGUUCUCUAAAGUAAUUGACCCAAAAAAUCCAUUAUACCUUGAUGAUAGCUGCAGUGGUGACAUUAUUGACUGGGAGUUUGGGUUAAAUACCCCUGAAAAAGGGAAUCUGGACACUCUAAAUUGCAAAGAAAAAGAUGUUCAUGAAAGUAAAACAUCAAGCUUGGCGCUAGAAAGAAACUUCAAUUAUGCAGCCAAUAAUGGGAUAAGCAACAAUGUGAAGAGCAAAAACAAGAAAUUAUCUGAAUUUAAGUUUAUUGAUCCAGAUGAGAUCAUUGAUCCAGCAACACUAAACAUUGAACCAGUGUCUGACCAAGAUGAUGAUGAAAAUGCAAGUGUGAAUUCUGAUUCCUCGAGUGACUCAUCUUUACAGCCAUAUGACUUAUCAGAUGAUGACACCGAUUUGAAAAGAAAGAUUUGCCAGUUGGUUGAUGUAGUUGGGGCACUACGGAAAUCUGAUGAUGCUGAUGGGGCGGAGAGGGCUCUUGAUGUAGCUGAAAAGCUUGUGCGAGCAUCACCUGAUGAACUUAGGCAAGUAGCUAGUGAUCUUGCUAGAACUCUCGUACAGGUUCGUUGCUCUGACUUAGCUGUUGAAGGUGAGGAAGAAUCAGCCGAAGACAAGAGGCAGAGAGCGCUGGUUGCCUUGCUUGUCACAUGUCCAUUUGAAUCUCUGGAUACUCUAAACAAACUACUAUAUUCACCAAAUGUAGAUACCAGCCAGCGCAUUAUGAUACUUGACGUCAUGACAGAUGCAGCUCAGGAGCUUGCUAAUGCUAAAACUAUGAAACCUAAACAUCAGACAGGGCCCCUCAUAUCAAGCAUUUCAGAAAGUCAACCGUGGUUCUUGCCUAGUAGCACAGGGCCUUCUGGAGCUGGUUCCUGGAAAGAGAUCUCAGAAACAGGAACUUUACUGAACUGGUCAAGUCGUUAUGAGAGGGAACUUCCCCCAAAACCCAGUCAGAUCAGGAGAGGGAAGACACGUCGAUGGAGCCUAAGAUCAUCAAAUAUAGUAGAAAACCAGAUGCAAUGGUCCCAUAACAAGUUUCCCGUGUAUGCAGCAGCCUUUAUGCUACCCGCCAUGCAGGGCUUUGAUAAGAAAAGGCAUGGUGUUGACUUGCUUGGCAGGGAUUUUAUUGUCCUGGGGAAACUCAUCUAUAUGCUUGGUGUUUGUAUGAAAUGUGCAGUCAUGCACCCAGAAGCAUCUGCAUUGGCUCCCCCUCUUCUAGAUUUGUUAAGAUCCAGGGAGAUAUGCCAUCACAAGGAAGCAUAUGUCAGACGAGCUGCUCUCUUUGCUGCCUCAUGCAUAUUGGUGGCACUUAAUCCUUCUUAUGUGGCAUCUUCCUUGAUGGAAGGAAAUCUUGAGAUUUCUAUAGGGCUUGAAUGGGUUCGCACAUGGGCCCUUCAUGUAGCUGAGUCAGACACAGAUAGAGAGUGCUAUACGAUGGCCGUGACAUGUCUCCAACUCCAUUCUGAGAUGGCCCUCCAAGCUGCCCGAAUGCUAGAAUCAACAGAAACUACUUUCAAGGCGAAGAGCGUUGGUCUCCCUUCCAAUCUGUCCAAGGGGACAAUUAAAAUCCCUCGCUCAAUCAUGGAAUACUAAUUUUGUUGAUAGUACAAUAUAAGUUAUUUUGUAUACAAAUUCUAGGCUCUUUUAACAUUUUAUUUUUGUUGGGGCAUACAUAGGCCUGUUAAAGUAUUGAUUAAAUGAUUAAAUUUACCUCUUUAUAUCA